This is a messenger RNA of Ziziphus jujuba (common jujube), 1772 nucleotides long. RefSeq lists its product as uncharacterized. The coding region runs from base 47 to 1534 and encodes 495 amino acids. The record is from RefSeq and is a predicted model, not a curated record. The transcript is spliced from 5 exons. Lineage: Eukaryota; Viridiplantae; Streptophyta; Magnoliopsida; Rosales; Rhamnaceae.
CCUCAACACUCUUGUCUUCUCAAACGAACAUAUCGAAAUUCCAAAAAUGCCCUCACUGUCCCUCCACCUCUGCUCCGGCACCUGCACCGGAACCACCAUCAUCCACCGGAAAGACCACCUGGGUUUCAAUCGCUCACUGGCCUUCACUUCCGGAGCACAUAGCCUCUUCACUUCUCUCUCCUUCACAUCCACCAUUUUCCCAAAACCAAGCUCCGGAAAGCUUGUCUCCCAGUAUCAGAACAAACCCAACCGUGGCAAAGAGAAAACGCCGCCGUUGAAGGGAAAGAACAAGGACAAUGUUUGGAGCGUCGACAACGAGCUCGCCACCAAGGAAAAACAGAGAGCUGCUCGUAGAGGUCAGAAAGGAAGAAGGGGCUUUGCGAGGAAGAAGAAUAGAGAUGGUGCUGGUAGAGUUGCAAUGGUCUCUGGUGCUAUGCUAAUGGAGGUCGAAACCGUUCUUCAAACUCAGGAACCUGUAAUAAAACCAGUGUGGAAUACAUUUGCUAGUAGUGUUAGUGGGAUAUGGAAAGGGGUUGGGGCAGCAUUUUCACCCAUUACAGCUGAAAUUGAACCAAUUGAAAUUGGAACUAGGAAUGAGAAUUUAUAUGAUUGCUAUACACUUUCCUGCAUUGAGGCUGUGCCAUCCUCUUCUGGAGCGACUACAUCUCAAAUUCAAAGAAAGAUCAAUUGGGUGACUUUAAAUCCUUAUGGUGAGAUACCGCAGCAUAAUGGUGGUAGUGCUGGAACUAAAGAAGGUGAGGCAUCCUCUUUGCCUACAUUUGAGUCUUUUGACUUUGAUAGAAGUGAUGUGAUGGAAGAAGAUACCAUGGGAGAUGAACCAGGUCUCGUUUUCUUUGAGGAUGGAUCUUAUUCUAGGGGUCCUGUUGAUAUCCCGGUUGGUGAACAUGAUGAUUCUAAGUAUUACCUUUCACCUACUUUCAAAUUUGAACAGUGCUUGGUUAAAGGUUGCCACAAGAGGCUUCGCAUUGUUCACACUAUAGAAUUCAGCAAUGGUGGUUCAGACAUACAGAUUAUGAGAGUUGCCAUUUAUGAAGAAAAGUGGGUCAGUCCUGCCAAUCUUCGCAAUCUCAGUGAUAUGGAUUUCGAUUUGAAGCCAUUCUCUCAGCGCAAACGAACCCAGCCAUCAGAGCUGACUGGGUCAUGGAAGGUGUUCGAGGUCAGUGCUACUCCAAUAUUUGGUGAUGAAACGGCCAACGAGCAAGAAAAUAGCUCUCCCUAUGUCUAUCUUUGCACAGAGACUCUCAAGAAGAGGAGCUUGCCUGAGAGUUCUGUUUACUUUGGAGAGGAAGAGAUGCUGGACAUGCAAGAUGUCACUAUGCUUUGGCUUCCGGGUGGUGUUACUGGCUAUGUUGAUGUAAAGAAGGAUGGCAUCCUUUGUAUUGGUUUUGGGUGGUACUCUGACGAAGGAAUCAACCUUGUUAUGGAGAGGGAUUAUGGAGUAGAUGGAAAGCUCAAGGAGGUUCGAUAUAAAUCGGAGGUAAAGAGAAGGUGGUCUGAUCCACUCCCUGUGUAGAUUUUUCCCUUGAAGAUCAAUUUUGAUGUAUUGCUUUUUUUCAUUAGUGAUUGCUUUAUAUCGCCAUCUAAUUAAGAAGCUCCAACACAGCAGUGAUUGUUUUCUUUCUGUUGCAUAGUCAAUUGAAGUUCAGCAGGGCUUUGAUGUAUAUAUUUUGAAGAUGUCAAAAUUGAGACUGUUAAAAGGAAAGAACUACUCUGGUACGAACUGAAAUGAAGUUGAAAGGCUUCUUUUAGCA